Messenger RNA from Closterium sp. Naga37s-1, 3917 nucleotides. The record is from the annotation of a GenBank genome assembly. NCBI's taxonomy places the organism in Eukaryota, Viridiplantae, Streptophyta, Zygnematophyceae, Desmidiales, Closteriaceae.
AUGCCUGCGGCGCAGCAGCGGCUGGAGGGGGGAAUGAGCCGCGAGCAGGCGGAGUUUGAGGCGAGCGUACGGGGGAAGAAGAAGGCGGAAGGCGGGCAGGCGGAAGGGGGAGGGGCGGAGGACCAGCGCCUGUCGCAGCUGGAGCAGGCGCACAUGCGCGCAAGGGGGAUAGUGGAGGCGGAGGGGGGAGAUGAAGGGGAAGGGGAGGCGGAAGGGGAGGGGGAAGGGAAGGUGGAGGCUGAGGGAGAAGGGGAAGCGGGGGUGAGCACAGGGAAGAAACCUGAUGGAAAGGGUUUAAUCGGGGUUGAGGGUUUAGCGGGGACUAGCGGAAGUUUGGGCUUGGCGGAGAAGCGCAAAGGGGGAGCGCGGAAGGAGGGCGCGGGGAAGCAAGGGGGAGGGAAGGAUAACGCUGGGGGGGCUGUGGGUGGGGGUGGUAAGGAAGGGAGAGAGGAAAAGGGGGAUGGAGAGGUGGGGAGUGAAGCGGGAGAGAGUGUGGAGGGGGAGAAUGAGGCGAUGAGCGUGGAGUGGAGUGAGGGAGAGAGUGAGGGAGAGAGUGAGGGAGCGAGUGAGGGAGAGAGUGAGGGAGAGAGUGAGGAGCCACCAGAGAGCCCUAAGGACAUAGGUACACGCGGCUUUAAUCUCCUUAACGCUGCUCUCAGGAAGACUUACGACAAGGCAGGAACAGCAGGAGGAGGGAAGGGAGAAGGGAAGGGGGGAGGGAAAGGGGGGGAUAAGGCAGUGGAAGCAGGGAAAUCGGCAGGGAAAGGUGAAAGGCCAGGAGCAGGAGGAGGAAGCGGAGGAGGCAAAGCUGCUUCAGCUCCUGCGUUUGCGCCUCUGAGUGCUAUAAAGGCAGCAGCUCUUAGGGAGGCGGAGCGACUGGCUGGCAAAGGGAAACAAGGACUAGCAGCAGGUAAGAAACUUGGGGGAGUGGAGGAGGAGGAAGGGAUGGAAGUGGGAGAGGAGGGGACGAACAGGGUGCCUGAAAGGGGGAGGGUGAGUGAGGUUGGAAGAGGGUCGGAACAAGAGAGGCAGUCAGAGGGGCUAAGUAAAGGUGGGGACACCAGCAGAGAUCUUUUGAGGGACAGGAUAAAGCGUGUGAGCACUAAAGGGAAGAAGAAGGCCGGAGGUAGAGGUUCGGGAGUGGCGGAUAUCUUCCCAGACGAAGCAGGUCCGGGAAAUGGAGGUUCGGCCCGGGCCGUGCCUCGGGAGGUCCGGUUUGCGGAUUUCGGAGGAAUCGACGGGGUGGUGGAGCAGGUUCGGGAGCUUAUUCUGUACCCGCUGGCUCAUCCGGAGCUGUACGCUUGGCUCGGCGUCGAACCUCCGAGAGGAGUUUUGCUGCACGGCCCUCCUGGGUGUGGCAAGACGAUGCUGGCCCAUGCCAUUGCCAGGGAGGCAGGAGUACCAUUCUUCAAGGUCGCUGCUCCGGAAAUUGUUUCGGGCAUGUCAGGUAAGGAAGGAGCUAAACAGGUGAUCUCCACUCCAUUAAAGCAGCAGCAGAGGGUGCUGCAGCACGGCCCUUCUGGGUGUGGCAAGACGAUGCUGGCCCAUGCCAUUGCCAGGGAGGCAGGAGUACCUUUUUUCAAGAUCGCUGCUCCUGAGAUCGUCUCCGGCAUGUCAGGUAAGUCAAGAGUUGGCCUCAACCAUGUUGGUGCGACUUUUGCUCCAGAAUUCUCAAAAGUCGCGCCAUCAAGAGUUGGCUCCAAGGCCCUCAACCUCAACGCAAGGUUGGCGUAUUCAAGGGUGGUUAUGUGGUUCCGAGGCUGGCCUUCUGGGUGUGGCAAGACGAUGCUGGCCCAUGCCAUUGCACGGGAGGCGGGAGUACCAUUCUUUAAGAUCGCUGCUCCUGAGGUCGUCUCGGGCAUGUCAGGUGAGUCGGAGGCCAAGCUACGGUCGCUCUUCUCCUCGGCUGAAAGGGCUGCUCCGGCCAUUCUGUUCAUAGAUGAAAUCGAUGCCAUCACACCCAAGAGGGAGACGGCACAGCGGGAGAUGGAGAGGCGGAUUGUGGCUCAGCUGCUGACGUGUCUGGACGACCUCCAAUCAUCUCCUGACGCGUCAGCAGGGGGAGGGGAUGGGGAGAAGGCAGGGGAUGGGAGAGAGGAGGAGAAGGAGAAGGAGCAGGGGAAAGGGAUGGAGGAAACGGAGAAGGAUCAGGAGGAGAGGGAGAGAGAGCGGGAGGAGAGGGAGAAGGAGAGGAGGAGGAAGCUAAAAGGGCAUGUGGUAGUGAUAGGGGCAACCAACCGUCCAGAUUCAUUGGAUCCUGCUUUAAGACGGGCGGGCAGAUUUGAUCGCGAGAUCUCCCUUGGGAUCCCCGAUGAGUCAGCGCGGGCCCGGAUUCUUGAGGUACUUUCCAGGAAGCUGCGGCUGGAGGGGUCGUUUGAUUUCAGGGUUAUUGCGCGGCGUACCCCGGGGUUUGUCGGGGCGGACCUGGCGGCUCUUGCGAAAGAGGCGGCUGCGAUUGCGGUGAAGAGGAUUUUUACGAGUAAGGAAGCGGUGCUGGUGGGUGGUGGGGGAUUGGGGGGAGCAGCAGGAACAGGAAUGGCAGCGAUAGCAGGAGUAGGGGGGGCAGGAGUGGAAGGGACUGGGGUACGGGAAGGUGCGGCAGGUGUUUCAGCAGCAGCAGCAGCAGCAGCAGGCGAUGGUGAUUGUAUGAUGAUGGAUGGGGAAGUGAAUGUUCCUAUGGUGAAUGGGGAGGAGGGAGAGGCGCAGAAAAAAAGUGAAGGCGAGAGGAGUCGGGGAGGGGAGGAAGGUGGGCCCGGAGCGGAAAAGCAGGGCGAGGCUGGGGGAGAGGAGGGGAGGGAGAAAGCAGGGAGAGGAGAGGUGGAGAGGGGGAUAACAGGGGGAGGGGAGGCUUGGAGGGAGCCGUGGAAGGAGGAGGAGCUGCAGGCGCUGAGCAUCACAAUGGGUGACUUUGAGAGAGGAGCUGCAAGCAUUGGGCGGGCAUCACAAUGGAUGGGGGACUUUGAGGCAGCAGUGGCGAAGGUCCAGCCGAGCGCCAAGAGUGAGGGAUUCGCCACCAUCCCCGGGGCCGCAGUUUCCAAGUUACAGCCGAGUGCCAAGAGGGAGGGAUUCACCACCAUCCCCGGGGCGGCAGUCUCCAAGGUGCAACCGAGCGCCAAGAGGGAGGGAUUCACCACCAUCCCUGGAGUCACCUUGGACGACGUUGGUGCUCUAGGAGAUGCUGUAGACCUCUUCUUCUUCCCUCUCACCACUCUCUGCCACUCUCCGCCGCUCUGUACCCCUCUCUACCCUGCAGGCAGCAGUGGCGAAGGUGCAACCAAGCGCCAAGAGGGAGGGAUUCACCACCAUCCCUGGAACUUCUUGGUUGCAAUAACAACCCUGAGUGAUGACAUGAACAAGUUAUCUUCCCUCUCAUCACUAUGUACCGCUCUCUACCUCUCUGUACCACUGCAGGCAGCAGUGGCGAGGGUGCAACCGAGCGCCAAGAGGGAGGGAUUCACCACCAUCCCUGGGGUCACCUGGGACGACGUUGGUGCUCUGGCAGACGUGCGGGAGGAGCUGGAGUUCUCCAUUUCUCGGCCAAUCAAGUACCCUGAGGAGUAUGAGGCCAUGGGGCUCCGAGCAGCAACGGGCAUUCUCCUCUACGGCCCGCCAGGGUGUGGCAAGACUCUGGUGGCCAAGGCGAUUGCGAACGAUGCCGGAGCAAAUUUCAUCUCUAUCAAGGGACCAGAGCUGCUGAACAAGUACGUGGGCGAGAGCGAGCGGUCGGUGCGGCAGCUGUUUGUGAGGGCAAGGGCAUCAUCUCCCUGUGUGCUCUUCUUUGACGAGAUGGACGCAAUGGCUCCAAGGAGAGGGUCGGACGGCAAUGGAGCAGCAGAGAGAGUGGUCAACCAGCUUCUAACGGAGAUGGAUGGGCUUGAGUCACGCAAAAGCGUCUACAUCAUCGCUGCCACCAACAG